GUAACAGUAUUUUGAAUUGAACUCUCUGCUGUUGCUACGCAACGAAACGCAAAAAGUCGCACUACUCUCAGCGUCUAUAGAUAACUGAAGAAUUUGGCGUAGCAUAGCUAGAAAGUUGUUUAAAACUUUUCCGUUAAAGAUAAAAUAUCUUUUAUGCCUCUGUUGCUGAUACAUGUGAAUUAACGUUUAAUAUGACUGACGGAAAUACCUCCCAAUUGAAACAUAACGUUACAGAUAGAUGUCCAAACAUACGGACGGCCGGGAAACUUAUACCUGUAAAGUUAGGAGACGGGACUAAAUCCUGUUUACAAGAAGCGUCAAGGCCCCCCACACCACCAGUGGUAAGGAAAUUCCGCAACAGCAUCCUACCAGAACCAGGAACUAUCAGAGUGCACAAAGGCAAGGCAAAUGAUCCAGAUGUUGCCAACACCCUCAUUCAUGGCAUUAGCACCAAAUCAUCCCUCACUGGCAGAAGCUUGAUAAAUCCUCCCCAAAAGACCUUGUUCCAGCAGAGGUUACAAGAACUCAGGGAAUCUGUUUACGCCUCCAGUCAAAAGGCACCUGUGGGCAGGUCACACGACCAGCGUGUUGGACUUCCCGCCUGGAAUAACGACAACACUACGUAUGGUGUGAAAACAUUGAAAGGGUUGGCUGUGCGUGAGAUUAUUAACCCUUCUAAAACAGCAGAGGAGGUGGACAGGGAAGCUCAGGAGGGACAUGAGACUUACAUCCGUAGCCACAACGCUUAUUUUACUGGUGAGCGUAUUGAUAGGAAGUAUGACUGGAAUCACUACAGUGAAGACGGCAGGUUCGGAAUUCUCACACCUCAUUUCAACGACGGACGUAAUCUCAGCAAAACGCUCCACUGGCUGGGGGAGACACAAAAGUUUUACAAUCCAAAGAUUGUCUGGAAGAGAUCUGGGAACAAGGAAAAGAUGGCCCAACUAAUGGGCAAAACAACCACUGUGAGAGGAAAUACCUUGAAUCUUCCACCAGACCACACAUUUGGAACCCUUUUACCGCCAGAUGAAUUUGGUGUUGGAGCUAUAAUCCACUCCACAGAGCCAGGCCAGUACGCAAGAGGCCGAGAAAGACAGCGCAGCCUGGUCAAUGCAGUGCGACACCAUCUGAAGAAGGUCAAUUUCCACAACUUCCCCUCUCUGCUGCAGGCAUUCAGACAUUAUGACCAGACAGGCAAGGGAAUGAUUGACAAAGAGGACCUGCAGGCAGUGUGCAGUCGGUUCCAGCUGAACGUGAGCAGACUGGUUUUGGAUGACCUGAUGGACUACUGUGACACAGACAAGGACGGACUAAUCAACUUCUUGGAGUUUGCUAACUUCCUCAACUGGAAGGACAAGAUGCCCAUCAACAGUCAAGAGCAAUGCAUUAUGACAAAUGCAGAGCGUCAGAGCACCACGGCUCCAGCCAAUAUCGAAAGGAAGCCUUCAUCAGAAUCGGCACAGCUUCCUGCCCCUGAGGCCUUGAUUAAGCCUGAGGACCUGGAGCCCGUUAAGCCAGGCAGCUCACUGAAGACCGUCAGGACCUUGAGGCGACUCAGGGCAGCCCCAGACCACUUCAUCACCUCGUCUACCCUCAUUGGGUCUGUCAGUGAUCCGUCCACAUCCAGCAGCCGCACCUAUGGGAUCCCAUCUGUGCGCUCGGACCUUCCAGCGCCACGCAUAAAGAGAGUCAGUGACCAUAAGAACUAUGGUGACACCUCCACAGCUGCAGAUCUUUUGCAUCCAUCAGUCCAUGCCCUUCGGGGUGUUCAUGAGGAACACUUCUUCUGUCCUCGCACCAAGGAGGAGAUUACAGAGAUCUUCAGGAAUGUGGGCGUUAAUGUUUGUCAGGAGACAUUCGACGAGGCCUGGAAGCUGGCCUCGAUGAAGAAUCCGGCCGGGGAGGUUUGUGUCGAGGUUUUCCGUAACGUACUUAAGGAAAUAAAAGCAAUCUAAUACUC
Molecule: messenger RNA, 1960 nt
Organism: Etheostoma cragini (Arkansas darter)
Lineage: Eukaryota; Metazoa; Chordata; Actinopteri; Perciformes; Percidae
Gene: efhb
Product: EF-hand domain family, member B
Exons: 13
Coding region: 192-1955 (587 amino acids)
Molecular function (GO): calcium ion binding
Source: RefSeq, a predicted model, not a curated record